Messenger RNA from Zonotrichia leucophrys gambelii, 1556 nucleotides. RefSeq names its product F-box and leucine rich repeat protein 6 (gene FBXL6). NCBI's taxonomy places the organism in Eukaryota, Metazoa, Chordata, Aves, Passeriformes, Passerellidae. Bases 6 to 1556 code for a protein of 516 amino acids. The record is from RefSeq and is a predicted model, not a curated record. Gene Ontology annotation, molecular function: protein binding. Gene Ontology annotation, cellular component: SCF ubiquitin ligase complex. The transcript is spliced from 11 exons.
CCAAGAUGGCGGCGGUCGCGCAUGCACGGGGUCCCCCCAGCCCCCCCCGCAGGGCCCAGGUGAGGCCCCAGGUGAGGGCGAGGAUGAAGGUGAAGGUGAAGAUGAAGGCCCAGGUGAAGGCUCAGGCCCAGGCUCAGGUGAGGCCCCAGGUGAGCAGGGGGGCGGGGCCUCACCUGCCGGCGCUGCCCCCCGAGAUCGUCCUGAGGAUCUUCAUGGCGGCCGUGGAGGGCGAGGGGGCGGUGCCCUUCCUGUGCAGGGUUUCCCGCGUUUGCCGCCUGUGGCGUGACCUGGCCGCCGACCCCCGGCUGUGGCUGCGGGUGCACCUGGGGGGGUCUCACCUGGGGGGGUCUCACCUGCGGAGGUCUCACCUGUGCGGCCCCGCCCGGCGCCGCCCCCCCGAGCAGGUGCUGAGCCCCCUGCUGCGAUUGGCCGAGAGCAGGUUCUCGCUGCUGCAGGAGUUCGUGCUCACUGAUUGGAGCAACCACGUGGGAGCCGUGCUGCAGGCCCUGAGCAAGUUCUGUCCCCACCUGCGGCACCUGGAGCUGCGGCGCUGCCAGGUGGAGCCGUCGGCGCUGGGGGCGUUCCUGGCCGCCCCUCCCCCCCUGCAGCGCCUGCGCCUGAGCUGCCCCCGCCUGCGGCCGGUGCUGCCCGCCCUGGCCGCCGGGCCGUGCCCGGGGCUGCGGCUGCUGGAGCUGGAGCAGAGCCCGGGGGGGCCGGGACCCCCAAACCCGCUGCCCCUGGAGCGGCUGCAGGCGGCGCUGCCCCUGCUCGAGGUGCUCCGCUUGGGCGGGGCCCUUUGGGAGCCCCAGCGCUGCCCCUCCCCCACCCUGCCCCGCGCCGCCCCUCCCCCCUCGUUCCCCCGGCUCCGCCAAUUGGCGCUGGGGGCGGGGCCGGGGGCGGGGCCGGGGCAGGUGGGGGAGGGGCUCCUGCGGCGCCUCCUGCGCGGGACCCCCGGGCUGAGGGGGCUGCAGGUGAGGGGGGGGCACCAGGUGAGCCCCCGGGAGCUGCUGGAGCUGCCGUGCACAGAGCUGGAGGUGCUGUCCCUGCCCGUGUCCCCGGGCUGUCCCUCGGUGUCGCCGCGCGCGGGGGGCGUGGCCUGGCGGCACGUGACCCGCCGGUGGCACCGGACGCUGCUGGAGCUGGACCUGAGCGGGCGCCGCGACCCCGACCUGGGGGCGGCCCUGGCCGAGUUCGGGCCCCGCGACCCCCUCAGGGUGCUGCGGGUGGCGGGGACAGCGGUGACAGCGCGCGACCUCAGCCCGCUGCUGGCGUGUCCCCAGCUGUCGCUGCUGGACGUGUCCUCGUGUCGCCGCCUGCCCCGCGGCACCAAGCGGCCGCACCGGGGCCGGGGGGCGGUGCUGGCGCUGCUGCGCGCGCUGGGGGCCGGGGGCGACCCCCGGGGGGCGACCCCCGAAAUGGGGACACCCCCAAAUGGGACAUCCCUGGAGAUGGGGACAUCCCCCAAAGUGACACCCCCCGAAUUGGGGACACCCCCCGAAAUGGGGACACCCCCAAAUGGGACAUCGCUGGAGAUGGGGACACCCCCAAAUUUAUGA